AUGUCAGAACCAGCAAAUGAAAUGUCGUCUAAAUUGACAAAAACAAUAAGAACUUGCCAUUGGGAUGCUCAACCAGUGUACAAUCAAAGGACCCAAAGUUUCAGUCAUUUCUUAGAAGAUUUAGAAUUACGUAUGAAAUUAGAUCUCAUUGAUGAUGAUAAUGCAAAACUUGCAAUUUUAAAGUUGAAACUGCCAUAUGAAGUACGUGAUAUAGUUAAUGAGGUCAUUAGUGACAAGAAAAUAUCCACAUAUGCUGCGCUUACACUAAGUUUGAAGAUAAAAUUGGAAAAUGAAAUGGGAAUCAUGGAUGCUCAAGUUAAACUUCGUACAUUUAAGUUAGACUUCUCAAAGGAUAAAUUCAAAGCAUCUUUAGAGGAAUUCUGUCGUACAAUUAAAUAUGCCUUCCCAAACAUGGAUUCAAUGGCACUCCUUACUCACACUUGCAGCAUGACAAUGAACUACGUAAAAGGUCGCUUAUGGGAACGUUUAUAUAAUCACAGUCACAGAUAUGAAUCAAUUUCUGAAAUGAUAAUGGAUUUAAAUAGUGCCAAUCAAUUUUUAAAUGAAAAAGAAACAAGUCAAAGUAAAAUUGAAACUAAAUUCAAUGGUAGAUGCAAUUGGUGUAAUUUUAAAGGACACAAAGAAAACAUGUGUAGAAAGAAGAAAGCAGGACUUCCAAAAGGUGAAUUUAAUACAAACAAAGAUAAGUUCAAGACUACUGAAAAGGAAGACGAGAAGCUUUACAGAAUCUGUCAAACAGGACAAAAGAACAUUGUAUUACCAAUCCUUGUCAAUGAAACAAAAUCUUCUGGACUUCUAGAUUCAGGUGCAGAAGUAACAAUAACGACAAAACGCUAUGCAGAAAAAUUAAAUGCUAAGACAACAUAUUCAAAGAAACCAUUGAAACUAACUGUUGGUAAUGGUACCACAUGGGUUAGUUGUGGUGAAUGCAUUCUCAAUUUAGAAAUUGCUAACCUCGCUGUUCGUCUACCCGUUUAUCUAUUUGAAGAAGAAGAAUUCAACAAAGCAUGUUGUGAACCAAUUUUAUUAGGAAUAGAUUUUCUAGAAUCUUUAUCAAAAUAUACUAUCAAUCACGUGAACAAUACAAUCAAAAUCAAUGGUCAAUUUAUCAAAUUUAUUUCAGAAGACAAAGGCGAAGACCAUAUAGUUAACUUAAAAGAAAAUAAAUCAAUGUUAAGAGCUCAAAUUAUGAAAAAUAGUAAUGAGGUAUUAAUGAACAAACUGAAAGGAAAGUUUCCAAACAUAUUUUCAGAAAAACUUGGUAGAAUCAACAUAGAACCUGUAGAUGAUCUUGAAUUAGUAAAAGAACUUCCAAAAAUAGUCAAAUACUCAUACAACCCGGAAACAAAUGAUUUGAUAAGAAAAGAAGUGGACAAAAUGUUUGAUCAAGGAAUUUUAACACUCGACAACGAUGUGGAAUACAUAAGCAACUUCACUUUAGCAAAAAAGAAAAAUGGGAAAGUACGACCGUGUGUAGACUUAAGAAGACUAAAUAGUGCAAUAAAAGCUCGUGUUACCAUACUUCCAGAAUUUGGUGAAAUAAUUAGAAAGAUUGCAGGUAAAUCAAGUUAUUUUUCAAAUAGCUUCUUGCAAAUUCCUAUUGGUAAGAGAAUGCAAAAGUAUUUAGCCGUUUUCACAUACCGAGGAAUUGCCAAAUUUACCAGACUACCUUUUGGAUACAUAAACAGCACAUAUAUAUGGAACAAUACACUCGAAAACAUUCUAGGACCCAUUUACAAUCUAAACGUAGUAUCUUACGUUGAUGAUGUAUUAGGUUUUGCUGCGAGUCAUGAAGAACUUUGGAACUUGGCUUUAAAAUUACUUUCAUCAAUUGAAGAACGUGGAGGAAGAUUGAAUUUAGAAAAAUCCAAAUUCUUUUGUACAGAAAUUACAUAUUUGGCACACGAUUGGGGACAUUUUGGUUAUCGUCCAACUUUAUCAGCUACGAAAAGAAUGAUAGAAUAUCCUAGACCAAAGAAUAGAACAGAGACAAGAAGAUUUUUGGGAAUGAUAGCUUUUUAUAGAAGACAUGUAAAAAAUUUAUAUUUAGAUGCAGGCCCAAUAAUUAAUUUAAUUAAGAAAUCAGUUGAAUUCAAGUGGACAAGUCAAUGUGAAGAAUCAUUCAAAUUACUCAAAGAACGUUUAACAUCUAGAGAAAUCUUAUCUGCACCAAGAUUUGGUGAUCUUUUUAUUUUAUUUGUAGAUGGAAGCCAACAUGGCGCUGGAUCAAUGCUCAUGCAAUAUAAAUCAAAAGAACAUGAAAAAAAAGACAAUGAGAAAUAUGAAUUUAAGGACAUGAAUCUUAUUGCUUACUUUUCUAAAAGAUUCCAGAAAGAGAAACUUGCAAAAGCUGCUACAGUAUACGAAAUGAAAGCAUUGGUACUUUCGAUUGAACACUUCAAAGACAUCAUUUCAGCACAGAAAUUAUUGGUGGUAUCAGAUCAUCGCUGUUUGAAACAAGUUCUGAAUCACAAUAGCUCACCAAGAUAUGUUAAUUUAAUCUCCAUAAUAGCAGGUUAUAAUAUUGAACUAGUAUAUAAAGCAGGUGCACGUUUGGAGGGACCAGAUGCUUUAUCAAGACUUCUGAGAAUCAGAAAUGGAGGUGACACACAAGAAACUGAAAAAGACAAGGACAAUUACAUGAAGAAAUUAUUUAAAGAAUGCCAUGAUGAUAUGUCUCAUUUAGGAUACAAGAAAAGUAUUGAUCUCUUAAGAACUCGACUACCUAAUGUAAAGUUUGAAAAGGAAUAUUUGGACUACUUAAAGAAAUGUACUAUAUGUCAGACAUCCAAUAGAAGAAAGAAAUUAAAUUACAAACAAGAAACUAUUUUCUCAAGUUAUCCUAUGGAAAUGUUAUCAAUGGAUUUGAUUGGCAAAUUAAAUGCUUCUCAGACAGGUACACAAUAUAUUGCAGUGGCAGUUGAUAAUCUUACUAGAUUUGUUUGGUUAAAAGGAAUCUCAACUUGCACCAGUAAUGAAAUAAUUGAUUUCUUGGAUGAAAUCAUAUCAGUUUUUGGGAUUUGUGCAAAUAUUAAAACAGAUGGUCAAACAUGUUUCACUAGUACAGUUUUUAAAGAUUAUUGUGAAAUGUUGGGUAUUUCAAAGCACAUUGCCAUAAGAGGACACCAUAAUGGAAAUUCAAUUUGUGAAAGAAUGAUUGGAUCAGUGAAUCUUUGCAUGCGGCGUAUGGAAGAAAAAUUUUUCAAUAAAUUUGAUGAAUUGUUACCCCAAAUAAUGUACAGCCUCAAUAAUACAAUUCACCCAGCAAUAGACACAUCACCACAUGAACUCAUGUUUGGAUGGUCUUCACUUAUUCCGGCAGAUUUAAAGAAAUUUCAUGAUCAACCAUUGGAUAAAAUAGUCAAUUAUAAUCAAGAUAAAAAUUUAAGAUUACUAGCUUUUGAAAUGGCACAAGAAAUUUUAACGAAUAUCAAGGCAGGAGAAAAGGACGAUAAACUAACAGAGAAACUUAGAAGUGACAUCAAAGUUAAUGAUAUGGUUAUGAUAAAGAACCACAACCCUAAUGAUAAUAUUAAUCAAAAAUUCAAACCUAUAUGGACCCCUGGAUAUACUGUAAAAAAAAUUUUCAAUAAUUGUUAUUAUGUUGCUCCAAUUAUAGCUAAACGCGGGAGACAUAAGCGAGUACACAUCCAGGAUAUAAAAAAAGCAAUUAGCUGA
Molecule: messenger RNA, 3699 nt
Organism: Strongyloides ratti
Lineage: Eukaryota; Metazoa; Nematoda; Chromadorea; Rhabditida; Strongyloididae
Product: Reverse transcriptase domain and Integrase, catalytic core domain and Ribonuclease H-like domain and Aspartic peptidase domain-containing protein
Exons: 1
Coding region: 1-3699 (1232 amino acids)
Biological process (GO): DNA integration
Molecular function (GO): nucleic acid binding
Source: RefSeq, a predicted model, not a curated record